Dicrocoelium dendriticum is the source of this 348-nucleotide messenger RNA. NCBI's taxonomy places the organism in Eukaryota, Metazoa, Platyhelminthes, Trematoda, Plagiorchiida, Dicrocoeliidae. The record is from the annotation of a GenBank genome assembly.
AUGCUGAUGCGACGGGGGGGGGGGGGGGGGGGGCGGAUAUGCAGUAAACUUCACAAGAUGCAAAGGGGGGGGGGGGGGGGUGGGUUAGCUCAAAAAAAAAUAUUUGGGGGAGGGAGGGGGGGGGGGAGGGGUUGUGUUUCUAAUGGGGGGGGGGGGGGGGGGGAGGGGGGGGGGGGGGGGGUCCUCUGGCUUUCUUCAUGGUAUGGGGCUCGGUCAAAACCAUUCUCUUUGGGGGCGUCUGAUACUCUGGCCGAUUAUGUUUUAUUACAACGUUUAAUCUGUGCUUUACUGUAUGCCUGUUCACUGCCGAAUGCUCCCCCAGGACCCCGGCGUUCUUACGUGACCUAG